GGGACGCACGACGGGAUAGGAAAAACCUUUCGCUGUCUUCCCUUUUACGUCAGCCGGCGAAGAACUACUUCCCCUCCCUCUCCCUUCCUCACUCCUCAGAUCUCUCCCCUUUCUCUCUCUAGAUCCCGCCUCCCCUCCUACCUCUCGCUCCUCGCAUUCCAUCUCCCACCUCGCGAACGUACGCCUCCACCGCAGGUUGAUCGCCCCUUCGAUUCUCUCGCUCCCGACCGUUUCUCCUCCCAUCACCCCGGAUUCCGCCCUUUAGCUCCCCGUUUCAUAAUCUUCCCCAAUUCGUAACUGAGGCAAAAAUCAAGGUAGGGCGGCCGCCCUACCUUGCCCUACUGGGUCCUCCUCCCGUGGGUGCGUGACGGCGAGAUGCGGGGCUCCGAGAUGCGGAGGCGGGCACCUGAGUUCCGACGCCAGUCACGACGGCGGCUGCCGGGAUGGAUCUGGUGGCUCGUCGGGAUCUUCCUUUUGGUUGGGCUCAUGCUAUUCGUCAUCCACCACAAUCAGAAGGAGCAGUUCCGGCCGCCCAUCGUAAAUAAAGGGUCAGAAACUGAGGAAGUCUUUCAUGAGAAAGUGAAUUUCACAGAAGAGCUUUUAAGCAGUACCUCUUUUGCACGUCAAUUAGCAGAUCAAAUGACCCUAGCAAAGGCAUAUGUGAUCCUUGCAAAAGAGCAUGGCAACCUUCAGCUUGCAUGGGAGCUCAGUUCCCAAAUAAGGAAUUGUCAAAGAUUGCUGUCCGAAGUGGCUGUUAGUGGGAGAUCUAUCACUCAGGAAGAAGCCCAUCCUAUAAUUACUCGCCUAGCACGGUUGAUAUACAAAGCACAGGACUCUCAUUAUGAUAUCAGCACAACAAUAGUGACACUGAAGAGCCAUGCCCUUGCAUUAGAGGAGCGUGCAAAGGCAGCAGUUGUUCAGACUGCCGAAUUUGGUCAGUUAGCUGCAGAAUCCCUUCCCAAGAAUCUGCACUGUUUAACAGUGAAGCUGACGGAACAGUGGCUUCAGAACACAAAACUUAGGAGUCUCUCAGAGGAGCACAGGAAUUCCACACGGUUGGUAGACAAUAAUCUGUAUCACUUCUGUAUAUUCUCGGAUAAUGUGCUGGCCACUUCAGUAGUUGUCAAUUCUACAGUUUCGAAUGCAAAUCACCCUCAGCAGCUUGUGUUUCAUGUGGUCACAGACAGGAUCCACUAUGGUGCUAUGUCAACUUGGUUCCUGAUGAAUGAUUUCAAAGGUUGUACUGUUGAAGUCCGCUGCAUAGAUGAGUUCCCAUGGUUGAAUGCUGCCUCUUCUCCAUUGGUCAGGCGACUGUCAGAGAUGGAAACGAAGGGUUACUACUAUGGUGGCUUGAAAACUCCAGAGCGGGAAAUAAAGUUCCACAAUCCAAAGUUUGUUUCUCUACUGAACCAUUUGCGGUUCUACAUUCCUCAAAUACUCCCCAACUUGGAGAAGGUUAUUUUUCUUGAUGAUGAUGUUGUGGUGCAAAAGGACUUGACCCAGCUUUUCUCCAUAGAAUUGCAUGGUAAUGUUAUCGGAGCAGUGGAGACUUGCUUAGAGUCAUUUCAUCGGUACCACAAGUAUCUUAAUUUCUCGCAGCCAAUCAUCAGCUCAAAAAUUGAUCCACAUACUUGUGGAUGGGCUUUUGGAAUGAACAUAUUUGACCUAAUUGCUUGGAGGAAGGCAAAUGCGACAGCGCUUUAUCAUUACUGGGAGGAGCAAAAUAUGGAUCAAUUGCUCUGGAGGACGGGGACGCUUCCUGCUGGCCUUUUGACAUUUUAUGGCCUGAUGGAACCCCUAGACCGGAGAUGGCACGUACUGGGGCUAGGGUAUGAUGUAGAUAUAGAUGAUCGGUUGAUCGAGAGUGCUGCUGUCGUGCACUAUAAUGGGAACAUGAAGCCCUGGCUGAAGUUGGCUAUUCGCCGGUACAAGUCUAUAUGGGAGCGGUACGUCAAUUUGUUGCACCCAUAUGUUAGAGACUGUAUGUUUCAUUAGGAAGUCUGCAAUCUCUGUUCACCAUCAAUGGUAUUGCACUGAAGCUAGAAGCUUCAGUUUGGGGUUGCUUUUCAGCACCCUAGUUAAGAAAUCUUCCAGAGAGGUAGAUUAUAUACUCAAGAGACAGCAUCAAAGAAGUCAACUGUCAAGUUUUCUUUUUGGGUUCGGGGGAGAUUCAUUUUGAGAUGAAAAUAAUUCAGUUGGAGAUUUUUACAUACAGUUCGGACUGGAAAUUUUAGCAGUCUAACCAGAUUAUCUGGAUAGAUAUUGUAAAAGAGAUACAGUUGUUGGGUCAAUGGGUCAUUUUUUGAGAUGUUAGGAAAUGCCAAUUGCCAACUCAGCUGUGCAGAGUUUACUGGUGUUACAUUCUUUUACGAAUAUUGUAUUUUAUACUUGUGAAGAAUGUCCUUUUCUCUUUGUAUAAACACUUGUGUAUUCUUCACAGCAUGAACACAGGUCAAUUGGAGAUAGGAAAUUAAAUCAUUUUGAUGUUCAUCCA
Brachypodium distachyon (stiff brome) is the source of this 2494-nucleotide messenger RNA. Its product is annotated as probable galacturonosyltransferase 11. The record is from RefSeq and is a predicted model, not a curated record. The transcript is spliced from 2 exons. NCBI's taxonomy places the organism in Eukaryota, Viridiplantae, Streptophyta, Magnoliopsida, Poales, Poaceae. Bases 376 to 1995 code for a protein of 539 amino acids. Gene Ontology annotation, molecular function: polygalacturonate 4-alpha-galacturonosyltransferase activity.